AUGGGCCGGUCGAGGUUUUACUAUGGAUACUUUUCUGCCAGCAUAUGUCGAUCGGCAAGUCGAAUGUUUACGUUGCGUCUUUGCACCAUUCACAGACAAUGGGGUCGAUCAUCUGCUGAUCCACGCGAUGAGGAGAACUUCUUCCCUUCCAUUCAACCGAGCACAAAGAUCACCAGGCCCGGGGCUUAUAGUACGCAUACAUGUCCUUUGCAGGAUAGGAUGUGGGGCCGCGACAUCCCGAGCAGGCAUGAUAUGCAAAAGGACCUCGCAGAGAAUACUGCUCCAACAGCUGCAGAACUUGCCCACUCAAAACUUGCUAUGAUCCUGCCAUUGUCCUAUCUAACUGGAUAG
Molecule: messenger RNA, 351 nt
Organism: Monascus purpureus
Lineage: Eukaryota; Fungi; Ascomycota; Eurotiomycetes; Eurotiales; Aspergillaceae
Source: the annotation of a GenBank genome assembly